AUGAGCAAGGCGUCGAACAAGCGUCUGGCCAAGGAGUCGCAGAUGAUCGCAAAGGACCCGCCGCCGUUCAUCUUUGCGCGCCCGCGCGAGGACAACAUCCUCGAGUGGCACUACAUCCUGCGCGGCCCGCCCGAGACGCCCUUUGCUGGCGGCGAGUACUGGGGCCAGGUUAUCUUCCCGGCCGACUAUCCCUUCAAGCCGCCGGGCAUCAAGAUGUCGACGCCGAGCGGCCGCUUCAAGCCUGACACCAAGAUCUGCAUGAGCAUGUCUGACUUCCACCCCGGCUCGUGGAACCCUGCCUGGAGCGUGGCCACCAUCCUCACUGGUCUGCUCUCGUUCAUGGUCUCCGAGUCGCCCGACGAGGCAGUCACUACUGGCAGCAUCAACGCCUCCACCGCCGACCGCAAGGCCCUGGCCAUUCGCUCGCACGCCUUCAACGCUGCGAACAAGAAGUUUGCCUCCGUCUUUCCCGAGUACGCAGAGGCGGAGAUGCGUGAGCUGCCGAACAUGGGCGAGGGUACGAAGAGCGAGGCAAAGUCUCGAACAGUGAACGGCGCCGCUCGGCCGACUGCGCCUGGCGCAGCACCAAUACGAGUGCUGCCGCCGCCGGCAGCCCGAGGCGCAGCGGCACCGCAGAUGGGCGGCGCCAACGGUCUGCAGGGCGCCAUGGCGACGGGCCGCGGCAUGGGCUUCAUCCUCCUCCUCUUGCUGCUCGCCGGACUGUUUUUGGCCAGGCUGCUCGCCUGAGCGCCUCGACAUGGGAAGCUGCGGCGCGCCACUCUUUCUCUUCUCUCGCAACGGCAACAGUCCGCGCCCCCACCACUCUCUCGACACACGCGCAUCCCCACUCCCUUCGCCUCGGUGUUCUUCUGCGUUUCCUUCUAAUGUCACCUGAUAUCUCGCGAG
Molecule: messenger RNA, 906 nt
Organism: Tilletiopsis washingtonensis
Lineage: Eukaryota; Fungi; Basidiomycota; Exobasidiomycetes; Entylomatales
Product: UBC-like protein
Exons: 8
Coding region: 1-747 (248 amino acids)
Source: RefSeq, a predicted model, not a curated record